AUGGCUGACGGCGAAGAGGACUUCUCUUCCUUGCCUCUGGAGGAGCGCUUCGCUCAUAAGGUCUGGAAAGUUCGCAAGGAAGCAUACGGAAGUGCAAAAGUUACAUUUGAAAACACCGCCGAUGAAUCAGACCCGGCGUUUGUGCCGUUCCUACAAGACCCCGAUUUGUGGAAAGGGGUAGUCACAGAUUCCCAUGUCGCCGCGCAAGCCGAUGGUCUUGCAGCAUACUGCGCGUUCCUUAAAUUUGGAGGUGCCCAGGCCUGUACAAGGACCCGUGGAUUCACGAUUGGCCCAAUCGCCGACAAAUGUCUGCCCGCCCCGAGAGCUAAACCUGGUGCUCUAGAAGCGAUCUUGUUAUUUGUGAAAUUCGACAAGGCCGAUCCGGUAUUUGAGGCACUUGUGCCCCAACUCACACACAAACUGCCUAAGAUGGUUGCCGCCACAUUUUCAGCCUUCACUGCUAUCCAUCACAACUAUGGAUGCAAGACAGUCGACCCUAAGCAAACAUUGAAGACGCUACCAACUGGAUUCGCUCAUGCCGAUAAGAACGUUCGUACCGAAGUACAAAACCUUGCAGCUGAACUAUAUCGGUGGCUCGGGGAGGCUAUCAAGCCUUUCUUCUGGGCUGGACUUAAGCCCACUCAGCAAGCCGACCUAGAAAAGUUAUUCGAGAAGGUGAAACAGGAUCCGCCGCCGCAGCAAAUAAUGUUCACAGCAGCACAAGAAUAUGCCAUGGCCACCGCCCCGGCAGCCGAAGAAGGCAGAGAAGCAGCCGAGGGAUUUGGUGAUGAGGGCGAGGAAGAAGAGGUUGAUGUGUACAACUUGGCAGAUCCGGUCGAUGUCAUGUCUAAAAUCCCCAAGGACUUCCAGGACCAAAUGGCCUCCAAGAAAUGGCAAGAACGCGUGGAAGCGUUGGAAGCUCUUCACAAUGCCAUUGAUGUUUUCAGAAUCAAACCCGGUCCCUUCGAUGACAUUGUGCAGACCUUGGCCGCGAAUGUGGGCAACGUCAAUAUCAAGGUCAUGAGUGGCGCUGCGAACUGCAUUAGUAAGUUGGCCACUGGUUUACGCGGUGGGUUCCUCGCAAAAUACCGCGGUGAGGUCAUGAGGCCUCUUUUCUCUCGUCUGAAGGAAGUAGGUGAAAAGGCAAAGCCUUGUUUUGGCGCUUUGGUAGCUGUCUUCGAAACAGCGACGCUUUCGGAUUGUUUAGAAACAACUCUCGAAUUCCUCAAGGAUAAGAAUCCACGAAUCAAGCAGAGUACAUGCGACUUCUUGGUUCACUGCUUGGAAAAAACCAAAACGGUGCCAUCCAAGGCAGAACAGAAAGAGAUCGCAGAGGCAGGCGGAAAACUCCUGCCCGAGUCCGCACCGGCAACCCGUGAAGGAGGUGCUAAGAUACUGGGCACUUUGAUGAAGAUCGCGGGCGAACGAGCUACAUAUGCGUAUCUUACGGGUGUCGACAAGCUUGACAAAUACAAACCAAAAAUCGCCGAAUACCAUGAGACCGCAAAGGUGGUCGCCAAGGAGCGCCCCAAGCCUAUCGUGGCACCCCCGAAGCCCGCAGCUCCAGCUGGUAAGAAGGUUGUUGGCAAGAAACCAGCCUUGGGAAUGAAGAAACCAGCACCUGCGGCCGCUGCACCUCCAGCGCCCGAGUCUCCGGCUAAACCUGCGCCCAGAGCUUUGCCUUCAAAGCUAGGCGGUGUCCCCAAACCUGGUGGUCUUCCCACUCCUGGAUCUGGCCUCAAGCUUCAAAGAAAGUUGGCUGGUCCAGGAGGCGCUGCUUCUCCUUCGAGACGACCCGCUGAACCCCCGUCCGAAGACACCGCACCCCCGCCAGCUGCCCCCAAGUUUGGUCUUGGUCGGGGUCUUGCUGGGCGUCCCAUUGCGAAGCCAUCAGCCCCUGUUGAACCCACUCCGAGCCCAGUUUCCCCCGCAAUGAACGCCAUGUCUGCCGCCGAUCGUGCUGAGUUGGAGGAACUUCGUAUGGAGAAGGAAAACUCCAGCCGAACAAUUGAAGAUAUGAAGUCAGAGCGUUCGAGACUCAAUUCAACAAUCACUGAGCUCCAGAACCAGAAUGCACAGCUUAUUGAAGACCACACACGAGAUGUUUUGGGCAUCAAGGCCAAAGAGACUCAAUUGGUCCGCGCACGGAGUGAUGCUGAAGCCGCAGAGGCGAAUGUCCAGAAACAACAAAGAGAGAUCGAACGCCUGAAGCGUGAAUUGGCACGCGCACUUCGUCCAUCUGCCAUGAGCCCACCUAACGCAACAUCCGAUACCGGUAGCAUUGGUAUUCCGGAGACCUCUUCGAUUUACCAAGAACCCGCCGGAAGCGCACACGCCUUUGCACGAAAUGGACUUCAUGCCGGAUCCCGCUUUGAGAGCGCCCGCCCUCGCAGCAUUGUCUCUGCUAGUCCGAGUGAAGAGAAAGAAAACGCCGGUCUAGAAUCGCCAGGGUUCGGCAGUCGAGAAGGCCUCGGCCGACGCAAGUUAAGCCCUACAUAUGGCUACUCGGGCAUCGGCAGUCCGACACGCUCAUCCACCAGGAACUCCAACACCAACCUCGCCGAAGACGACCAACAUCAACCCAGAUCUACUGAGCCUGCUGAGAACUGGAAGCGCGCAGCCGAAGUCACAAGCCAACUGAAGGCGAGAAUUGAACAAAUGAAGGUACGACAAGGGCUUUCACGACAACCCGCCCAACGUUAA
Penicillium antarcticum is the source of this 2703-nucleotide messenger RNA. RefSeq names its product putative spindle pole body component. Bases 1 to 2703 code for a protein of 900 amino acids. The record is from RefSeq and is a predicted model, not a curated record. Gene Ontology annotation, cellular component: centrosome; kinetochore; microtubule plus-end. The transcript is spliced from 4 exons. Gene Ontology annotation, biological process: microtubule polymerization; mitotic spindle organization; establishment or maintenance of microtubule cytoskeleton polarity. Gene Ontology annotation, molecular function: microtubule plus end polymerase activity; microtubule plus-end binding. Lineage: Eukaryota; Fungi; Ascomycota; Eurotiomycetes; Eurotiales; Aspergillaceae.